AUGUCCGACACGACAGGGCCAGCGUCCGACACAGCUCUCCUGGGAACGCUCCUCGACGGCAACCAGAAGACAACCAAAUCCCUCUACAUCGACUCGCCUGCUAUAUUCACGAAGAAACGGCAACGGAUUGAACUCGGCAAUCUCGCCGUUGAGGACCCUAUCGACAGGGCGACCGCCGAACGCCGCUUCAGACUUGAGUAUGUCGAUGUCCAGGAGCUCCCGUCAGCCCUCGCUGCGAAACAACCGGCACCUCCCAAAUCCCGGAGAAGCAAGGCGCAUCCCAAUGCAGAAAAGGCACUUGUUCGGAAGCCUGCCGCCCAGAAGCUACUCGAGAGUAGCAGCGGCGAAGUCGCUGUUGCCAACAAUCGACAGGUGGCCACGACUGAAAACGGUUCCCAGCGCCCGUCUUCCGACUCAUCAAGCCUGACUCGGCCAGAUGCUUCAACACCACACGGCAACGGGCCCGAGUGGCAUCCUCCAUGGAAGCUGAUGAGAGUCAUCUCGGGUCACUUGGGCUGGGUACGAAGCUUGGCCGUCGAGCCUGGAAACAAGUGGUUCGCUAGCGGUGCUGGAGAUAGGACCAUCAAGAUUUGGGAUCUCGCCACGGGCUCUUUACGCCUUACUCUUACUGGGCACAUCUCGACAGUACGUGGUCUCGCCGUCAGCCCGCGCCACCCCUAUCUGUUCUCCUGCGGCGAAGACAAGAUGGUUAAGUGCUGGGAUCUUGAAACGAACAAGGUUAUCCGCCAUUAUCACGGGCAUCUCAGUGGCGUUUACACUCUUGCCCUCCAUCCGACUCUUGACGUACUGGUUACUGGAGGUCGAGACGGUGUUGCCAGAGUUUGGGACAUGCGAACAAGAAGCAACAUCCAUGUUUUGUCCGGUCACACAGGAACCGUGUCAGACGUCAAGUGCCAGGAGGCUGAUCCUCAGGUCAUCACCGGCUCGUUGGAUGCAACAGUAAGGCUCUGGGACCUAGCUGCCGGAAAGACGAUGGGUGUCUUGACGCACCACAAGAAAGGCGUCAGGGCGCUGGCGACGCAUCCUCAAGAGUUCACGUUCGCUUCCGGGAGCACAGGCAGCAUCAAGCAGUGGAAAUGUCCCGAAGGAGCAUUCAUGCAAAAUUUUGAUGGGCAUAACGCCAUCAUCAACACUCUUAGUGUCAACCAAGAAAAUGUACUCUUCUCCGGUGGCGACAACGGCUCCAUGAGUUUCUGGGACUGGAAGACGGGUCACCGCUUCCAAGCCCUCGACACCACGGCACAGCCGGGGUCCCUGGACGCUGAGGCAGGCAUCAUGAGCUCGACCUUUGAUCGUUCUGGACUGCGUCUGAUCUGUGGAGAGGCUGACAAGACGAUCAAAAUAUGGAAGCAAGAUGAGAAGGCGACCCCUGAAUCGCACCCAAUUAAUUGGCAGCCGACACUUGCGCGACGCAAAUACUAG
Colletotrichum higginsianum IMI 349063 is the source of this 1443-nucleotide messenger RNA. Its product is annotated as Pre-mRNA-splicing factor prp46. Gene Ontology annotation, molecular function: protein binding. Gene Ontology annotation, biological process: mRNA splicing, via spliceosome. The record is from RefSeq and is a predicted model, not a curated record. Lineage: Eukaryota; Fungi; Ascomycota; Sordariomycetes; Glomerellales; Glomerellaceae. The coding region runs from base 1 to 1443 and encodes 480 amino acids. The transcript has a single exon. Gene Ontology annotation, cellular component: catalytic step 2 spliceosome; Prp19 complex; precatalytic spliceosome.